Molecule: messenger RNA, 1857 nt
Organism: Sclerotinia sclerotiorum 1980 UF-70
Lineage: Eukaryota; Fungi; Ascomycota; Leotiomycetes; Helotiales; Sclerotiniaceae
Exons: 4
Coding region: 1-1857 (618 amino acids)
Biological process (GO): protein phosphorylation
Cellular component (GO): cytoplasm; nucleus; plasma membrane
Molecular function (GO): ATP binding; protein serine/threonine kinase activity
Source: RefSeq, a predicted model, not a curated record
AUGUCGUCGAAUAAGCAUUCCAAUGGCCAUAGUCCAUUUCCUCAGAAGUUGAAGAACUUCUUUCGGAUAAACAGUUCAGCAAAUCACAGUGAGAAGAACGAUCCAUCAAUAAAAUCAGAGAGCAAAUCAUCCUUUCGACAAUCCAAAUUCUUCCCUGGUGGCGGACGAAAUCGAUCAACUACUAUAGCAAGUGAAGGCAAUCCAUUAGAUGACACCCUCAGUCCAACUGCACAUGCGAAUCCAUACUUUGCCCAUCAAGGUCCUCCUGCACUUCGACAUCAUGAUGAUGGGUCGAUACCCCCAAGUCCUCCCGAUACCCCAAGUUUCAAAGUCGAUACUGUCCAAGGCGUGAAUGAUCAAGCUACAGCAGCCGGCAAGGAAGAAUUGGCACGAAAAUUAAGAAGGGUCGCCAGUGCUCCUAAUGCACAAGGCUUAUUUUCAAACAAAGGUGAUGCUGAUCGACCAGCUACUGCCGAGCUUGGAAAGGAACCUCUAGUACAUAAUGCCAGCACUACGAUGUUGAGUAUGGUUGAUGGUCAGGAUGGAGAAGAUGCUCUUGGCCCAGCUGUUGAAGACGACUUGGCACCUUUACAACCGCCGAGUCUGCGAAACAAUCCAGCAUUUAGGAGGACGUACAGCUCAAAUUCCAUAAAAGUACGCGAUGUUGAAGUUGGACCGGGGAGUUUUGACAAGAUUAAGUUGAUUGGAAAGGGAGAUGUUGGGAAGGUGUACUUGGUGAGAGAGAAGAAGAGCAGCAGGCUGUAUGCGAUGAAAGUGUUGAGCAAACAAGAGAUGAUCAAGCGAAAUAAGAUCAAGAGAGCAUUAGCAGAACAAGAAAUCUUGGCUACGAGUAAUCAUCCAUUUAUUGUCACCUUAUAUCACUCCUUUCAAUCCGAGGACCAUCUAUAUCUAUGCAUGGAAUAUUGCAGUGGUGGAGAAUUCUUUAGAGCUUUACAAACCCGACCAGGCAAAUGUAUACCAGAAGAUGAUGCCAGAUUUUAUGCAGCCGAGGUCACUGCCGCAUUGGAGUAUUUACAUUUGAUGGGAUUCAUCUAUCGAGAUUUGAAACCUGAAAAUAUCUUACUCCAUCAAUCUGGUCAUAUCAUGUUGUCGGACUUUGAUCUUUCGAAACAAUCCGCCCCUGGUGGAAAACCAACAAUGAUUCUUGGCCGAAACGGCACGAACGUAAACUCAUUACCAACGAUCGAUACAAAGUCAUGUAUAGCAAAUUUCCGAACAAAUUCUUUCGUUGGAACUGAAGAGUACAUUGCGCCAGAAGUCAUCAAGGGAUGUGGACAUACAAGUGCAGUUGAUUGGUGGACGUUAGGAAUAUUGAUUUAUGAGAUGUUGUUUGGUACAACACCUUUCAAAGGAAAGAAUCGUAAUGCUACAUUUGCGAAUAUUCUGAGAGAUGAUGUUCCUUUCCCAGAACAUUCAGGGUCUCCUCAAGUUUCAAACCUUUGUAAGUCGGUAAUUAGAAAACUUCUAAUCAAAGACGAAAAUCGACGAUUGGGGGCUCGAGCAGGAGCUUCUGAUGUCAAAACUCAUCCCUUCUUCCGCACAACCCAAUGGGCGCUCAUUAGGCAUAUGAAACCCCCGAUGAUUCCCCACCAAGGUCGCGGUAUUGACACGGUCAAUUUCAGAAAUGUUAAAGAAAGUGAGAGUGUUGAUAUUAGUGGAGCAAGAACUUUGACAUCAUCUAAAGGAGUGCCACUUGAUUCUGGCUUGGCAACGCCAGGUGCUGCUGAACUCGAGGUCGAUCCAUUUGAAGAAUUUAACAGUGUCACACUGCAUCAUGAUGGUGAUGAUCAUCAUCAACACGAAGAUCAACAUAAUGGAAGAUAUGACGGUAGGUGA